CUUGAUGACAACUACAUCAUUUCCGGUGUAGUACAGCCCCUGUGACACGCAAGAGCGGAGGCGGAAGCGCGGGUUGCUUUGCAGCACACGAUGGAUUUGGAGUCAGACGCUAAUGUACAGAAGGAGUCUAGUACUGAAGAUAGCAGUGAUCAGGUUCAUUCACUGGAUGAUGCUUCUGCUGCAACGUGUGUUACUGGGGAAGAAACUGACUUAGCUUCCCUGAACAAGAUGGCAGAGGACAGAAUGCCAGAGAGUUCAGACGCCAAUAGCAUGGAGCUUGAAGAAGAUAUUCCAAACAUAUUCCAAAUAUAUGAAAUCCAGAGUAGUGACAGAAAGGAAAUUGUGUCAAUGGUUGAGUCAGAAAAAACAGAUGCUUUGGGCUCUGGAUUAGAGAGAGGAUAUGUGGAGAAAAAGGAAGACAAAGAAGAUGUUAUACCAGAUUUGGAAAAUGUGGAUCCUGUUAGGAACCCAUCUACAGAGUUAAUGGAUGCCUUGCAGAUGGACAGAGAAAAAAAUUCCGUUGUGCAGAAGUCAGACAGAAAGAUAGUGCAUGCUGUAUACAGACUAGGCAAAAAGACUUACAGAGAGAGUGGCUGUGAUUCUGGAGUCCGCACUCGGUGCAUAGCAAUUCAGACCGACAAAACAGAUGAAGAUGAUCCAGAGUUUGGAAUCCACAUUUCAGUUCAGACCGAUUCUGGAAGUGAUUCACAGACACAAACAGAGCUCUCUCAGUGCAUUUCAGUUCAAACAGACAGCCUUAAUGAGGAUGAGACUCUUUUUGGAAUCCUCAAUGAAUGCCCUGCAGUGCAGAUGGAUGAUGAGGGAAAUGAGAAUGAAUCACAUUUUGAUGCUGAGUGUGCUUCAGUUCAAGUAACUGAGGGUGAGGAUCACUCUGGGAUGUACAAUGAGUGCAUUUCAGUUCAGACAGACUUUGAAAAUAAGAGUGAACUGGCCUCUGGAAUCGACACUCACUGUAUUUCAGUUCAGACGGACCAUGAAAAUGAGACUAAAUCUAAUUCUGGUAUCCAGGCUCAAGAUGUUCCAGUUCAGACAGAUUACGAAACUCUAGAAUUUGGAAUCCAUGUUGCAAUUCAGACAGACUAUAGGAUGAAAGAUGCUGAAACCAGUACAGAGAAGAAUACAGAGCAAAUCUUGAAAGAACUUAUGAAUCAACGGGACCAACUGAAAGACAAUUACCAAGUGGUGCUGGACAGACAGACACAGACUGAGAGGCAGCUGCAGGUUCAAAUAAAACAGCUAAAACAACAAUGGGAAGAAGAGAUGCAGAAUCAUCAGGAGAUGUUAAAAUCUAUUCAAGAUAUAACACUUAGGAAGGAAGAAGCCAGGAAGAAGAUGGAUAAGGAGAGGAAGGACCAGUCCCAAAAAGAGCAGGAUCUUAGAGCAGACCUGGAGAGACUACAAAGCAAAAGUCAACAGUUACAACUGGAACACAAGGAACUGGAAAAUAAGAUUGUUACACUUUUGGCAGAGCAAACAAAGGAAAAGGAGCAGUGGGAUACAGAGUUGGACUUGUUAAAGAAGCUAGAUAAUGAAAUGAGGCAGAGUGCUUUGCAGGAGGCUAUACGUGCAUCAGAAGCUGAGGUGCUGUCAUUGGAAAGUAGAAGAGAUCUUUUACUCGCCUCACUAGAGGAAGCAGAGAAUGAGGCAGAGGUUACACUAUUCCGUCUUAGGGCUGCUCCCCGAACCUUAGAGUUGAUAAAGUUGGAGCAGAGAUGGGAUGGCAGACUUGAAGGAAUUCGACUGAUGAAGGCAAAUCUUCGGGAACAGUUUGGUGCUCAGAUUCAGCAGGUUAAGAAUGGUUCCAAGCUGAGUAGCCUGCAAUCUAUUUUGGCCCCCAAUCUACCUCCCCCACCGUCUGAUACCAGUCUCCUACUCCAUAAAAUUGCUGUGACUCCUCUUCAGGUGCCAAGCCAUUCUAUAUCCAUCUCAUCCAGUGAUACAUUUCGCCCACAGCCACAUGUUCCGCCAUCCUUUCUGCAACCUACUCCUCUUCUUUCUGGUGUUCCAGCAUCCUUUGCUGGGGCUGUUCCAGUAAUGGCAAGGGCUUCCAGUGCUGCUGAUCUCUCCGGUUCUUGUGAAGCUCCAGUCCCACCAAGUACAGAAAAAAUCAGCAAAAUAAUGGAAAAGCUGCAAGCUAGAUUCCCUCAGUGCAGCCAGCCUCAUCUGACAGGGAUCUUGCAGCAAAUUAAGUUGGCUCGCGGCACACUUUCUGGCCUCACUGUGGAGGAGCUAUGCAGUCAUGUAGCAUCACGACUAACAGAUGCACCAGAGGCAAGAUCCAGAGUGACUCUUCAACCUGGCAACUCCAGACCAAGCUAUCAAAACCCUCCUGGAGCACCCACAUAUCCACCCCAGUCUCAGGGCGCAUUCACUGGGCAGCCUCCUAUGGUUUCAGGUCCCCGUAAGUUGUGCCUUAUAUGUCAGAAGUUUGUGCAGCCCUCUGACGUGCAGCCUAUGUCUUGUAGUCAUGCCAUGCAUCGGGAGUGUAUAAGGUUUUGGGCACCAAAUAACCAGUUCAAUUGCUGUCCCUUCUGUCCAAGUCAGAGAUAAUAUUCGCUGUGUUAUCCAUGGGACUGCUUAUGUUUUCAGCUGCAGACUAACUUGAAAUGUAUAUAUAUUUGUCAAUAUAGAUUUUGUAAAAAAUAUUUUAUUUAGAUAUAUACUGGGUUGUGCUUAUUUCCCAAUUUGCAUUAUUAUUGCCUCAGUAUCUCACUCAGAAAGGUCUUUUUGUGUCUGCAUUGUUGGACAAAUUUGUAUGUCUGCCUCCAUGAAAAACCACUUUUGUCCUAGGCAGUUCUUUUACCUAUAUGAUUGUAUCUGUUUAUUACCAUUCCAUUUCCCCCUCAGAAUAAAUCAAAAUAAUCCUCGCA
Molecule: messenger RNA, 2891 nt
Organism: Xenopus tropicalis (tropical clawed frog)
Lineage: Eukaryota; Metazoa; Chordata; Amphibia; Anura; Pipidae
Gene: rnf214
Product: ring finger protein 214
Exons: 24
Coding region: 91-2571 (826 amino acids)
Cellular component (GO): cytoplasm
Source: RefSeq, a predicted model, not a curated record